AUGUAUCUACCACUAUUAAUAGAUAAACAAUUAAAUUUAACAUUUAAAACACAAUUACUUGAUACAAAUGAAGGUAUAUCAGGAGAUCUAUGUCAUAAAUUACAUACAGCUACAACAGAUUGUUUUCCAUUAAAAAGUAUAGAACUUCAUAAAAGAACAGCAAGUAUGACAAUAGAUUCUGAUAAUGAUGAUGCUAUUUAUAGUGCUCUUUGGUUACCUACAUAA
Molecule: messenger RNA, 225 nt
Organism: Adineta steineri
Lineage: Eukaryota; Metazoa; Rotifera; Eurotatoria; Adinetida; Adinetidae
Source: the annotation of a GenBank genome assembly